Molecule: messenger RNA, 2275 nt
Organism: Seminavis robusta
Lineage: Eukaryota; Bacillariophyta; Bacillariophyceae; Naviculales; Naviculaceae
Source: the annotation of a GenBank genome assembly
AGUCUCUCCGCUGGCUUUAAACCUCAUAAUGCCUUCGGGUCCCACGGAAGUCCCUCCAAGAGAGAACAGCUGGAACACGUCGCUCCUUCACCAUCUAUUUUUAUUUAUUAAUUGAUCGCAUCGCUUCAGCACUGGCUCGGUUGGUGGCUGUCGCGGCCUUUCGCCACUUUAGAGGAAACGAGCUGGUGUUACCGCUGUUACCGUAUCGGUACUCGGUACGAGUACCACUCGGUACAAUACUAAUAAUUGCCUCUACCGGUAUCAGCCUCAGUAUCUAUUCAGUCAACACUGCAGAACACUCGUGGGGAACUGACGUGUGGCUAGCUCAGCUAUCGAGAAACAAACAGCUUCAAGCAACAAGCCUUGCGAACGGAAUUGACGAGUACCUCAAGGCUUAACCCUGAAGGCAGGUGGCUCUGUCCGGACUAUCUCAAGUCACUCAUGCUUCAUCUGAGAGGAAACUCGACGACGGAGCAAAGUUGUGUCGUCUCAUACAUUAUUGAAUUCAAACUAAUUUGAUUCCUCUUCAGCACCAAGCAAUUGCAAGCCUCGCUCUGGACCAAAAGCCUCAGGCAGUAAACAUAUAACAAGGCAGCAUAAGCGAGAGCAGCACGAUACCACGAGACGAUGAACCCGGAGGGAAGACCAUGGUGUGCACGAUCAGACCCGAGAAUGAACCGGGCACUGGAAGCGCGUCUCACGAAUCCUGAUCUUACGCUGUACCAGUGCUUGAGCAUUGGAGGUUUCGAAUACACCGCGGACGACUCCAACGCAGUGGACAACGAAAAUGUGACGCUGAUCCAGAGGAAGAAUCAGCUUAACCGGAGGGUUAGAUCUUUUAAGAGCCGCGCGGCUUCAAGAGAACAGACGAUGUCAGAUACAGCCAAGCGAAAGAAAAAGGCUGCCAGCCGUAGUGCGGCUGAACCUGAACCUGAACCUGCACCUGACCUUAGAGCCACACAGAGCAACGACGAUGCCAACUCUGCUUCAAACACACAAGGGCUUCCUCUACUUGACGAAUCUGCUGGCAGUAUAAGUGCGCUGCUGCAGCAGCAGCCCCCAGCCGCUCCUUUGAGAUCGAGUCAGCCACAGUGGAAUGGUCACGAUUCAAUUUCGUCUUUGACUGCAAGCUUGUUGGCACAUGGGCGUACCAAUACCAAUACUGCUGAUCAUUCUGCCGCUAACGAUCUGUCGUCAUCCGUGAUGCAGCUUUCCUCUUCUGCCCCGCCCAAUCAGCACCCAAGUGCUUCUACCGACAGCGAUCCAAGGCAAGAGGCUGCCAUGAGACUCUUUCAGCAGGAACUGUUGGCUUUGCAGCGCCAAAGUGACAACGGAUCUCAACUUCAGCUUCAGCUUCAGCAGCCGCUUCAGCAGAUGUACGUCUCUCCUCCUCAGCAGCAGACCCAACAGUCAAACAGUUCCGCCUUUGGAGUAGCUCCCACGCAACAGUUCAAUAGCAAUACCCAGUUGGAUUCAACUCCCAGGUUUACAGCAGCUGCAACAACACUGACGCCGCAACACGGUUUUUCCUCCUCCACCACCUCUCAAUCAUCCAAUCUACUCGGAAUGGCUCCUGAUGCCAGGCAAGCCAAUGCCCUGCGACUAUACCGAGAACAAGUGGGGGCACUGUACGAUCGUUGCAUGGCGGCCUCGGGCUAUGGUCCGCAGGAACGCCAGGUUUCUGCACCAUCGUACCAGUCGUUUGUGGUGUUGGCAAGUGGGGGAGAAUGGGAACGAGUCCAAAGGGAUACGGGGCUCGUCCGAACGAUCCAGGGCGCACCGAGGAAUAAUGGUCCUUCGGACAAGAGUCGAUUCAUUUAGUACGGUAUCAUACCGGUAUUGCUAGCCUCCAGCUUGUUGCUUGAUGGGUGGCAAGUACAGUAUACCGGUGGUGUGUACGUUCGACUGAUAUUGUGUUUUUGCAUAAUAUAUCUGUAUGCGAACAAAUCGAGAUGUUUUCAAUUCUAUCGCACAUACCGGUAACCUUGGAACCAGCAGCUGCAAUCCAAGAAAAACCGGCCGGUUGUAAUACAUUGAUGUCCUGAGCUGCUCGAAAUAAAUGCCCCCGCGACGUGAGGAGAUUCCGGUAUUGCCGGCUGGGCGGAUUGCUUGGCUUGAUCCUACAUGUAGCUGGUACAUGUAGCCAGCCAGAGAUGAUCCUCCAGCAGCUAAGUACAUGCAAACUGGUCGGAGCAUUGUAUCUUGCCAGCCCCCUUCUAUAGAUCUAGAGUUAGCCCGUUGUAUACGGUCCCAUCUCGUGCCGGCCUCAAAAAAG